CUUCUUAAAAUGCUGUUCAUUUAAACAUACAUUUUGUUGUUCAUCAGCAGCGAAAUGUUACCAGUUUAUACCACUGAACGUCUACUGCUGCAAUUCGGGUUCAGUUCGAUGUUCAGGGGUACUCACAGCUUACUUGCGUUACUGAAUAAUAUUGCUUUGUCGUUUAUUGGAAUUACCAGUUAACAUGUUUGUAGUGUAGCGGACUUUCAACUCACCACUAGUUAGUGGUUCAACGCGAGCCCUAACGGGUGCGCGCGUACUCGCGUGCGCUGACGUUUGCUUUCCGCUGUCUGCGCUCAGAGGCGGAGACGGACAGCAGGGAAGAUGGCGUCGGCAGGUUCCGGGCGUACGUCUGCCCGGAGAAGAUGACGACGGAGGUCUUCUUAACUCUGUAUAACGCCAACUUCUGUUCUGUGUUCGCUUAAAACUAUCACCCCCGGGAGACCGUGUUCCGCUACCGCGUGUGGAGACGACAGGCACCCGGGUAGUCACUGGGUUUAUUCGGCGACCCAUGGAGGACAUCAAUUCCAACAUAAACGCGGACCUGGAGGUGCGGAAGCUACAGGACCUGGUGAAGAAGCUCGAACAGCAAAAUGAGCAGCUGCGGAGCCGCUCCUCCUUACUGGGCUCUGGGGGGAUAUCUAGUAAUGCCAGACCCGUGAGCGCCGGAUACGAGUCGCCCUUGUCGGCCGGAGCGGCUGCGGGUUUGGCCGGCUUCCCCGGGGUGGGGUUCGGGGGUACGAGGGGCUACGGCGGGGUUUUGGAGAACUCACGGUGCCUGAGCUCCCGGCUGUCGUACGACGGCUCGGGAUACGGGAGGACUUACGAGGGCGAGGGACCUUCCGCUUCCAGCUCAGCCACCUCCCUGCCGGCGUAUUUCUCGGACGCUGCGGAUUAUCUGGAGGACAGCAGAAGCAGUGUUUUGGACGAGGUGGAGAUCCUAGACCUGGAGGACAUGGACUGUCUAAACGAGGACGAGGACAGCUGGCUCUAUGAGGCCAAGCUGAACAGUCCCCUACAGAAAGCCGUUAGCCCUGUAGUCUGGUGCCGCCAGGCUCUGGACAACCCAAGCCCUGAGAUGGAGUCUGCAAAGCGGUCUCUGAUCCACCGGCUGGAUCUCACCAUGUCAGCCAACAAGCGGAGGAGCUUGUAUGGAAGCCCUUACCACUCAGCAGUCAGCUACAGUAGCCCCUACAGCCCCAAUGCUGGCAACAGUCCCUACAGCAGCGGCUUCAACUCCCCAUCAUCUACGCCUGCCAGGGUGCCCAUUGUCAAGCAGCUGGUGCUCCCAGGCAGUGCAGGACACCAGCGUGGCGGUAGUGCCGAUAGGAAUCCCACACUCGUGAGCCCCCAGUCCUCGGUGGACAGCGAGCUCAGCACCUCCGAGAUGGACGAGGACUCCGUGGGCUCUUCUACCACAUACAAGCUCAAUGAUGUCACUGAUGUGCAGAUCUUGGCCCGUAUGCAGGAGGAGAGUCUGAGGCAGGAGUACGCAGCCACAGCAUCCCGGCGCAGUUCCGGCUCCUCCUGCCAUUCCCUGCGACGAGGCACUUUCAGCGACCAAGAGCUGGAUGCCCACAGCCUGGAGGACGAGGAAGAGGCCAUGCACCCUGCCUUCCACCCGCCAAUCAACCGCUUUAGCCCCUCCCCUCGGCACUCACCCCGACCCUCGCCCCGCCCCUCCCCAAGGAACUCACCCCGAUCCCGCUCGCCUGCACGCUCCCUGGAGUACAGCCGUGGCUCCCCGCAGCCAAUCAUCAGCCGGCUGCAGCAGCCCCGCCUUUCCCUGCAAGGCCACGCCCCUGACCUGCAAACCAAUGUGAUAAAGAAUGAAGAGAAACUCCGGCGCAGUCUUCCAAACCUCUCCCGGCCACCAGUGGUGCCGGUGGCCGAGCCGGUUAAGAACAGCCGGAGCUGCGAGUCCAACCUACAAGUGCCAAACGGAGGAUCCCCAAGGCACCAGUCGCAGCCCUCCACGCCGCACCAAAGGUACUCAAACGCGAGCCGUACCUCCCCGAAAGCCAAACAGCUCCUACAGAGCCCAACGUCAUUAAGAGUAAAAGUGUCCUGUUGUUUUGGUGAAGACAGAGAUUUCAUUCCCUCACCCAGCAAGCUCCGCACCCCGUCCACGCCCUCCCCAUUGGCUCUGCGGCAACCUGUCAAGGCUACACCCGCUCCAGGUCACAUUCCGUCUGGCCUGCCUGCAUCUGCCAGCGGCAGCACCACACCUACCCGCUCCCUGGGCCCCGCCCGCAGCGCUCUGCCACGGCCCAGUGCCUCUGCUGGGGGGGGCAUCCCGAUGCCUCGCAGCCGACUGGCACAGCCUGUGCGCAGGUAACCGUGGUUAUCAGAGGAAGAACAAUGAUUUCAAGCUCCACCCUCCCUUUAAAGCUUCCGGUCUGCUAUUCUAACUCAGUCAGCAUGACAGACUGAUCUCCAGCCUUGUCUUCAUCAACAGUCUCACCUGUGUUAACGAGAGAAUCACUGCAAUGAUGUCAGCAGGACCUUUUGUUGCAGGGCUGAAAUACAAUGGAAAUGGGAUUUUUGGGAUUAGGUUCAUAUUCAUGGCAAAGAGGGACUUUGCAAUUAAUUGCAAUUCAUCUGACCACUCUUCAUAACAUUCUGGAGUAUAAGCAAAUUGCCAUCAUAAAAACUGAAGCCACAGACUUUUAAUAUUUGUGUCAUUCUCAAAACUUUUGGCCACGACUAUAUUUACUUUUUGAUAUGCACGUGCACCCACCCAGCAUUCUCCUGCCCCCAGGUCACUACCUGCUCCCCGGACCUUCGGCGGAAUGAAGGAUGACAGCUGGAAGGAGGGCUGCUACUAGCUGCUAUGGAGCCGAUUUGGUCUACUGGUCAAAAGUCACAGUGUGGCACUUUAUUGGUGGAAGAGCAGUAAACGGAAGCAUCGAAACUCACACGGACACUGCGCAAUCAGAACCCCCCCACCCCCCUUACCCUUGGUCCCACAGAAAGCCAAAGAACCCACAACUCAAAUCAUGUGACGUGCCCAUCUCAGCCAAGUUAUGGCAUGUGUGAUGUGUGUGGUGGGGUGAAGGUGAUGACAAAGGAACCAUUGGGCUGUUCACUGACACACUGCUGUCUGAGGGAGGAAUGUCCAGCCUGGGAGUCUGCUGGACAGCCUGCUUCUGGCUUCUGUGCUGCAAUUUACUGUGCUGAGGCUCUGUUCUGUAACUAUGCAGGGGCCCUCCUACACUGGAGCCUGUACAGGUGGCCUGCCUAAAGGGCCACUGAGGGGCAAGCUGAUUACCUCUGGCCCAGGAAUGCCCCCUGAACCCAUGUCAUGCCUACGAAGUGCCUAAGUUUCUCCGAAUCAUUUUUAUGGCUUGCACCCCCUCAACCCCCCAUUAACGAUCGUCUGCCAGUUAGAGGAAGGUAGCGUAGUGCCCCCCCCAGUGGCCAUAGUCUAGCUUGCCCCUCUGCUCCAUUAAAUAGGAAGCUUCUUCAUCCACUUCAGAGCAUCAGCCAGGAAAUGGUUCCCGUUUACUUUAACCAUUGAUUAUAUCACCCAUCUCAUGUUUUUGUUGUCUUUCCUGUUUCAUGUCGUAUUUUUACGAAGCAUUACUUCCUGCUUCUGUCCAUUACUAAUUUCUCUCUGAUCCCCUUCAUUUUUCACUCUCCUUUCAUCUCUCCAUCUAUCUGUUCCUCUCUCCAUGCCUUACUCCUCUUCUGCACAGUCCUCUCCUUUCUCCCUGCCUCUGCUUUGCCUGACUCCCCGCUUCACUGAGCUGGCAGAUGGAGGCUCCAGUCUUAACUAGCAGUUUGUCUGAUGUUGCUUUGGCAUCUGAACUUACCUCUGCAUGACUCCUGAAUAAUGAGAAAUUGCCAUCCAGGACUAAUUUUCAUGUUUGAUUUUUGUAAUUUAUUUAUUUGAAUUUAUUUAACAGAUUUUGAUUUGAAUAUAUACAUACAUGCUCAUUUUUUUUUAUUUAGAAACUUUAAAAAAUUACUUUUAAACAUUGAAAGCAAAGAUGCUCCCUUAAAGUGUGUUGCUGUGGUUGUGUUUUCAGGUAGGGAAUUUCAGUGAAAUAAUUUGACACUGUAGUUAAAUUGAAUGGUCACCCUGGUGUCAUAGUCCAUAUCAGCACUAGCUAACAGGAUUGCUCUCAGGUCAUCAUUUCCUCUUGGCUUUUGGGCUGUGACCCAUCCAACAAUUCAGCUGUGGACUAAAUCCCACCAUGACUCCUGCUUGAUGUAAAGUAAACGUUGACCACAGUUAUAACAGGCUACCAGACUGUGCUCUACGCCUCAGAUUUUUGAUUUGACUGAGGUAAAGCCAUAAUUGGUUCAGCUGACAUAUUGAAAAGCAAUUGGUUGUCAGGAUUGUCCAACCACCAGUACGGGGCAUGCACCCCCCACGACUGCCGAUUAGUCAAGGCUGAUCAGGACAUCCUCUUUCAUACUUGAUCUCGCCUUGGACAAUUAGACGGUCAGUCCAGAGACUUAAAGAACAGGGUGUCAGUGCUGUUGGUCCAUCCUGCAGACUAUUGAAUGGGUAGAUGCAGCUUUUCCUGGCUAGAAUCUCCGUAUCUCUCUCACACAAGCACACACCCCCUCCCCUAGUCCUGUAUGUCCCCUGAUGUCUGCAUGAAGUAUGAAGCUUUGGGCUGCAGUGUGAGUAACUCCAUGUCAUUUCAUGUCACAAGCCAACAAAGAGUUCUGUAUCAUGGUCCAUAGACAGUGGGCUUAGAUUUGAUGUGGGUGCAGCAGGUGGGUCCAGUAAAGUGUGGAGGUGUGGCUUAGCAAUUUAUAAAAUAAUUAGUGCCUAUGAUUUAAUCCAAUGACAAAGGCUUUUUUGAAUGUGCUUUUUGUUGGUGCCAACCACUUUUAUUUGCCAAUAUAUUUAUGUACGGUCUGCUGACCUCAGUACUGCUUGAAGUUUCUACAUUUCUCAGCAAAUAGUCUUUUCUGGUUUCUUUUUAAAAUUGCAUUAAAGGGCACCUACAAUUACUGGAUAAACACUGGGAUUGGACAUACUCUAUGCUUGUCAGUGGCCUCUCCAAACAGUCAUGUGCCCUGGGUUUACGGCUGCAUGUUCACUGUUUUCGGGCAUCAAAGAGAAUGUCAGUUACCAGUUACGCAUACAUGUUGAAUUGUUUUAUUUUACUAUUUAUCAGAAAACCACUGUAUUUGCCCUUUAAUGAUACCUAAAAAUACUCCUAAAAAGUAUGUAGAAUAUGCGCCUUGGUAUUUAAAAGUGAAUAAUCUGUAAGAAAGACUAUUUAUUGAUGAGACGGCACCCAUCAUCAGUCAGCCUUUAACUCAGCUGGUUGUCAGGGCGGUUGUUGCUAUGGCAGUUGAUGCUAGGGGACAAACAUUGCCAUUUUGUGUGAUUGUUUGUUUACAGACUUUUAUAUCGUCACAGACAUUGUUUCCCCAUGUAAAAUCACAAAAUAAAAAUUCAGCUGCAACUGCC
Messenger RNA from Brienomyrus brachyistius, 5437 nucleotides. RefSeq names its product SLAIN motif family, member 2 (gene slain2). Lineage: Eukaryota; Metazoa; Chordata; Actinopteri; Osteoglossiformes; Mormyridae. The coding region runs from base 512 to 2338 and encodes 608 amino acids. The transcript has 10 exons. The record is from RefSeq and is a predicted model, not a curated record. Gene Ontology annotation, cellular component: microtubule plus-end. Gene Ontology annotation, biological process: positive regulation of microtubule polymerization; cytoplasmic microtubule organization; microtubule nucleation.